AUGGGUUCUCUCAAAGAAGAAGAAAAUCAAACAAACAUUCAAUGGGUUAAAGGACCCAUCAUCAUCGGCGCCGGACCUUCUGGUUUAGCCGUUUCUGCUUGUCUGAAAAACAUCGGAAUCCCCACUCUAAUCCUCGAAAGAGACGAUUGUAUUGCCUCCCUAUGGAAGAAAAAAACAUACGAUCGUCUCAAACUUCAUCUCCCCAAGAAAUUCUGUCAACUACCCUUCCUUAAUUUCCCCAAAACCUUUCCAAAAUACCCAACAAAGAAACAGUUCAUCUCCUACUUAGAAUCCUACGCAACCCAUUUCUCCAUUUCUCCUAAAUUCAAUCAGGAAGUUCAGAAUGCUGAAUUCGAUUCCAAGUUUGGGGUUUGGAGGGUGAAAACCCAGGAUUCAGAAUACGUUUCCAGGUGGUUGAUUGUCGCCGCCGGCGAGAAUGCUGAGCCGGCGGUGCCGGAUAUUCAAGGGAUUGAGAAUUUUGAAGGGAAUGUUAUUCAUACAAGUGGGUAUAGUUCUGGUUUGGAUUUCAAAGGGAAAAGGAUUUUGGUUGUUGGUUGUGGAAAUUCUGGAAUGGAAGUUAGCUUGGAUCUUUGUAGAUUUAAUGCAAUUCCUCAUAUGGUUGUUAGAAAUACUGUGCACGUAUUACCUAGGGAGAUGUUUGGUUUCUCGACAUUCGGAAUAGCUAUGACAAUCCUUAAAUGGCUACCCAUUAGAAUAGUAGACAAGUUUCUUCUUCUAAUGUCAAACGUUAUUUUAGGAAACACAGAAAGAUUAGGUCUAAAACGACCUAAAACUGGUCCUCUUGAGCUCAAGAAUGCCACAGGAAAGACACCGGUUCUUGAUGUUGGAGCUCUCUCUCAUAUUAAAAGUGGCAAAAUCAAGGUGAUGGAAGGAGUGAGAGAAAUAACAAGAAAUGGAGCAAAAUUUGUAGAUGGUCAAGAGAGAGAAUUUGAUUCAAUCAUCUUUGCAACUGGCUACAAAAGCAAUGUCCUUUGUUGGCUCAAGGGGAGUGAUUUAUUCACGAAUGAAGGACGACCCAUGAUGCCAUUUGCGGAUUGUUGGAAAGGGGAAAAGAGAUUGUAUUGUGUCGGAUUCAAUGGGAAAGGUCUUUUGGGAUCUGUAUCGAAUUCGAUUAAUAUUGCGAAUGAUAUUGCUGAUCAAUGGAGAAUGUCGAAAGAUUGUAUGGAGAAAUUCACAUGUUGAAUUAGAAAAUUGGAGUGGGUAUGAAAAAAGGGGUAUA
Molecule: messenger RNA, 1240 nt
Organism: Impatiens glandulifera
Lineage: Eukaryota; Viridiplantae; Streptophyta; Magnoliopsida; Ericales; Balsaminaceae
Product: probable indole-3-pyruvate monooxygenase YUCCA4
Exons: 4
Coding region: 1-1203 (400 amino acids)
Biological process (GO): auxin biosynthetic process
Molecular function (GO): monooxygenase activity; flavin adenine dinucleotide binding
Source: RefSeq, a predicted model, not a curated record